ACUGUCAUUUCUGCAAAGAGUGAGGUUAGUUUUUAUUUCGUUGUAAGAUCGUUAACAAUAGUGGAGAAAUGUUAACAGAACUUAUAAAGCUGAUGUAAUAAUAAUUUAUAACACGUUUUGAGAAUAUAUAUUUUGGAUUAAGUCAGAUUCAUUUUCUAAAUAUUCAAACAAAUUGACAAUAUGUCUAAAAGAACACAACCUCUUUGGUCGCCACCUUCUCAAGAAAAACAGCCCGUUUUAAAGCUAUAUAAUAGUUUAACAAGACAAAAAGAAGUUUUUACGCCGAUAUCGGGUAAAAGGGUUCAUUGGUAUAGUUGUGGCCCUACCGUGUAUGAUGCAUCCCAUAUGGGACACGCAAGAUCGUAUAUUACUUUUGACAUCUUGAGACGUGUUCUCACCGAUUAUUUUAAUUAUGAUAUUUUAUAUGUUAUGAAUAUAACAGAUAUUGAUGAUAAAAUUAUUAAAAGAGCACGCCAGAAUUAUUUGUUUGAAAAGUAUGCUUCAGAGAAAAAAGAUCUAAAGAUAAUAGUCGCUGAUGCAUCUUCAGUUCUGAGUAACUUGACUAAAAAAGCAAAAGAAAAUGGAGAUCCUGAUAAAAAGCCAAUGUAUGACAAGAUUUUAACAAGAUUAAAUGAAUCAAUAGAAAAUUUAGAAAAUGCAAUUAGAAGUGGAAAAUCAAAAUCUAUAGAAGAAGCUCAACAGAGGUUUAUUAUUGAAAGCAAAGAUCCUUUAUCAGAUUGGUUAGAUUCAAAGUUAGGUGCUACAGUUACAGAUAAUGCAAUUUUUUCCUCACUACCAAAAUAUUGGGAAGAUGAAUUUCAUAAAGAUAUGGAUUCAUUAAAUGUUUUAAGACCUAAUGUACUUACCAGAGUCAGUGAACACAUUCCUGAAAUCCUUCAAUUUAUUGAAGGAAUUAUAGCAAAUGGUUUUGGAUAUGAGGCCAAUGGUUCUGUAUAUUUUGAUGUUGCCUCAUUUGAUAAAAAAGAUAAGCACCAUUAUGCUAAGUUGGUACCUGAGGCUUAUGGUGAUUUUUACAGUUUACAGGAAGGAGAGGGUGAUCUAAUGACUGCUGAUAUGCGCAGCGAAAAGCGAUCGCCUAAUGAUUUCGCUUUGUGGAAAAAAAGCAAACCCGGAGAACCCUCUUGGCAAUCGCCAUGGAGCUUGGGACGACCCGGCUGGCAUAUUGAAUGUUCAGCGAUGGCUUCAACUAUAUGCGGUCCCUAUUUAGACAUACAUACAGGGGGAGUAGAUCUCAAAUUUCCUCAUCAUGAUAAUGAAAUAGCACAAAGUGAGGCUCAUUUCGGAAAUUCCGACUGGGUAAAAUAUUUUCUUCAUUCAGGCCAUCUAACUAUUUCUGGCUGCAAAAUGUCAAAAUCGUUAAAGAACUUCGUUAGCAUUCAAGAUGCUCUGUCAAAAUACACCGCUCGUCAGUUGAGAUUUGCUUUUCUACUACAUUCAUGGAGGGAUACACUGGACUACAGUCAGAAUACCAUGGAAUGUGCUGUGCAGAAUGAAAAACAGUUUAACGAAUUCUUCCUUAAUGUUAAAGAUGUUACAAGGGGUUUGAGUCAAGUUAAAACAUCCUUUGAUACAUUUUCUAAAUGGUCAGAAUGGGAAUUGAGUCUUAACAAAAAAUACUUAGAAACCAAGGAAAAUGUCCACCGAGCUCUCUGCGAUAAUAUCGACACAAAAACAGCUUUAGACGCAUUAAGGGAUUUAGUCGGCGCUGUCAACAUAUACUUAAAAGAUCGAAAACCGCCAAAUAAAGUGCUGUUAUACGAUAUUGGCGUUUAUAUAACAAAAAUUUUAAGUGUGUUUGGUACUACCUAUGAAACUGCAAAAUUAGGCUUUACUUCGUCAAGUACUACAUCGGGCGAUUCAGAACAAACUAUUAUGCCGUACUUAAGUAUUUUGGCAGAUUUUAGAGAUAAAGUAAGAACGGAUGCUCGAAAUUUGAAAGCCACUGAUAUAUUAAAUGAAUGUGAUAGAAUAAGGGAUGAAACUCUUCCAAAUGUUGGAGUUCGAUUAGAGGAUAAAGAAGACGGUAGCAGUGCUGUAAAAUUGGUGGACAGAGAGACACUAUUAAAGGAAAAAGAAGCAAAGAAGAAGGCUGAGCAAGAAAAACUAUUAUUGAAAGAACGGAAAAAAGCUGAAUUAGCCGCGGCUCAAGCAGCGAAAGAUGCGCAGAAGAAAAUCGCUCCGAGUGAAAUGUUUAGGUCAGAGACUGAUAAAUAUUCCAAAUUUGACGAUAAAGGAUUUCCCACGCACGACACAGAGGGCAAAGGGAUUAGUAAAGGUCAGAUAAAGAAAUUACAAAAAUUGUAUCAAGCCCAAGAAAAGAAAUAUGCAGAAUAUUUAGCGUCCCAAAAUUCAUAAUGUGAUUUUUUGUGAUUAAAAAUUAUUUUUGAAGGUUUUAAAACGUAACAAAUUUAAAUACUUAUCAAUCCAAAACUGAUUUUUUGUUCAUUUUUGAAAAGAAUUUAUACUGGGUUUAUUAUUAAUUACUGCAAUUAAUAUCAUUUUUCUUAAGAGGGGGGAGAAAUAUUCAAAAAAUAUCAAAUCAGAGAUAUGAUCUCUUUCGCAUUUAGUUUUAUUUAUUACAAUUUAAGCAGAAUGUACUGCUGAAUUUUAUCUAAUACAAUGCAAAUAUCAGUGAUUGAUAAUCAAGGGUAUUAUCAAGGUAAUGAAAAUUAUUUAUUUUUUGGUAAAAUGAAUAGAAUUUUGUUAAAAUGAAAGUAGUAAUAAUUUCGUCGUCUUCAUCAUGAAGAGGCCUAACCAACUAUAAAUUUUACAGUAGGACUAACAUACGAAAACGGGUUAGGUUUAAAGCAUCGUAGUCAUCUCAAGUUCUCAAGGGUUACUUGAGAAUAUCAAAAUAUCUCAGUUUUUAAAAUUUUAUUAGAUUUCUUCAUGAGAAAGGCGACGAUUUAUUUCUUUUUUAUAAUUUUGAAAAUAUUUCUUUAUAAUAAUUUCAUACAUAACUAUUUAUUUAUAUGAUUAAAUAAAUUAAAACAAAAAGUAACACAUGCAAUGUUAAGUGAAAAAUGUUAUGUAUAAUUAUAUCCAUUGAUUCACUUUUAAGUAUUUUUAGUAAUUUAUUAUAUCUAUUUUAUAAAAUAAAAUAAAUUAUUACCUAUA
Molecule: messenger RNA, 3138 nt
Organism: Sitophilus oryzae (rice weevil)
Lineage: Eukaryota; Metazoa; Arthropoda; Insecta; Coleoptera; Curculionidae
Gene: CysRS
Product: cysteine--tRNA ligase, cytoplasmic
Exons: 9
Coding region: 181-2376 (731 amino acids)
Biological process (GO): cysteinyl-tRNA aminoacylation
Cellular component (GO): cytoplasm
Molecular function (GO): ATP binding; cysteine-tRNA ligase activity
Source: RefSeq, a predicted model, not a curated record